CCUGCCAAAGGCUUCCGAAUUUGAAAAGCAACCGAUGCAACCUAUUUUCCACCAACAAAACAGAUGGAAUAACCAUUUCAUUUGGUGCUUUCAGUUUUGUUUUGUUUUUUUUCAGGACUUAUGUCUUCCCACAACUAGUAACGGGCCAAUCUCAUGGAACAUAUCUCUGCAAAAUACAUCGUGGAAACCAUAGCUACAAGUUUCAUGUCAAUGGACAUCAAAGUAGAAAACGAGCAACCCCUUCUGGAAAAUGAGGAAGCAGGAGAGAGGGUCCAAGAAGAGCAGCCAACCAUUCCGGAAAAUGCAACAUCAGCAUCAGCACCCCAGAAGCGACCAAAAACCAGAAAACAAAAAGUAAUGAGGAAAACCUUCAAAGGAACAGCCGUCUUGUCCAAGCUUCUCCCUACAGGUUCAGCUCUCACGUUCCAGCUACUGUCCCCAGCUUUAACAAACCAAGGCCAAUGCAAAACCGAGGUGAGCCAAUACUUGACGCUAGGCCUUGUGGCGUUUUGCGCCGUCUUUUGUUUCUUUCUUUCUUUCACGGAUAGUUUCAGAGAUGAAAGAGGCAAGAUUCGGUACGGGGUGGCUACAUUCAAAGGGUUAUGGGUGAUGGAUGGUCCUGUGAAACUUUCAGCGGAGGAGGCAGACAAGUAUAGGCUCAAGUUCAUUGAUUUUUUCCAUGCCUUGGUGUCCAUAAUGAUUUUUGCAUCGCUUGCUCUGUUUGAUCAAAAUGUUGUCAAGUGCUUUUAUCCAACGCCAUCAGAGGAGACCAAAGAGCUGCUAACGGUAUUGCCCGCCAGCAUUGGAGCCAUUGGCAGCGUUUUGUUUGUUUCAUUCCCUACCAAGCGCAAUGGAAUUGGAAACCCUCUCUCCAAAAAUUAGGCCCUCAUCUCCCUAUAAGUCGAUCUGUUGUCAUAAUAUUUCCAAGAUGCACAAGGUCCACAAUGAUGUGAGCAAUUUUUUUCUGUUUGCUCUGUAAACGUCAGGCAUUUCUCUGUUUCCAAUUCCCCACCUGCCGUCCAAAUCUGUAAAUCCAUUGUAAAAUGGUUGGGCGGUAAUUAUUUAAGCA
Messenger RNA from Theobroma umbraticum, 1069 nucleotides. It is a transcript of the gene DMP7, whose product is annotated as transmembrane protein, putative (DUF679 domain membrane protein 7). Gene Ontology annotation, biological process: endomembrane system organization. The record is from RefSeq and is a predicted model, not a curated record. Lineage: Eukaryota; Viridiplantae; Streptophyta; Magnoliopsida; Malvales; Malvaceae.